Molecule: messenger RNA, 2380 nt
Organism: Lineus longissimus
Lineage: Eukaryota; Metazoa; Nemertea; Pilidiophora; Heteronemertea; Lineidae
Exons: 13
Coding region: 1-2148 (715 amino acids)
Source: RefSeq, a predicted model, not a curated record
AUGGAAGUUGAUACUGGCAGAGAUCAAAUGCUUGAAAAAACUGUCAAAAUGAAAGCCGCAGCUUUAGUAUGUGUCGUCCUCAUGCUCGGCGUUGGAAACACCAAGGCCGAUUUCUUCGAUGAUCUCUUCGCCCAGGUCCUGAAGCCAACUGCUGAACAGCUGGUUCAGGUCGGCCAGAAUGCCCUCCUCCAACUCCUCCAACAAGGCCUCAUCAGCGGACUCGGAAAGCGCGGCGUUGACUUCGACCCCGUCAAGCUCCAGGCCUUCCUCGACAAGGCCAAGGAGGUCCUCGGUGAAAAGUUCGAGCCCCUGAAGGAGACCAUCCUUGAGGGAUACAAGGAGCUCAUCGAAUUCGCCCAGAACGUCAACUCUCUCUCCUGGGUGAACAAGGGUGUGACCAAGCGCGAUCUUCACAAUGCCGUCGACAUGAUCGUUGCCAAAAACCAGGGGAAACUCCGUGAUGCCUGGACCGAUCUCUUGGGAAACCUCGGAAACAUGGGAAUCGGCCUCCUCGGACAGACUGUCGCCACUGGUCUUGGUGAACUACAAAACAUUCUCAACCAGGGAGUUGGAAAUCUCGGAAAGCGUGAACUUCGUGAUGCAUGGACCGACCUUCUCGCUAACCUCGGAAACAUGGGAAUCGGCCUCCUCGGACAAACCGUCCAGACCGGUCUCGGUGAACUCCAGAAUCUCCUCAACCAGAAUGUUGGAAAGCGUGAACUCGAACUCCGUGAUGCUUGGACUGACCUCCUCUCCAACCUUGGAAACAUGGGAAUCGGCCUCCUCGGACAAACCGUCCAGACUGGUCUCGGUGAACUUCAGAACCUCCUCAACCAGGGAGUUGGAAACCUCGGAAAGCGUGAAAUCGAUCCUCGUAUCGUCAUCUCCGGACCCCUGAUCGCCAUCGGGACUGGUCUUGCCACUGGCGUCCUUACCCCACUCAUCAACCAAGGAAUCAGCGCCAUCGGCGACGCCCUCGGUGGUCUAUUUGGAAAGCGUGAUCUUAGUGCUAUUGAUGAGGCUAAGCUCCGUGACAUCUGGUCCGACAUCCUCAAUGUUAUCGGACAAGUUGCCCCAGUCGUUGUCCAAACCAUCCCAACCAUCAUCUCCGCUAUUGGCAAACGUGAUCUUGCACAAGCCCGUGACGCAUGGACCGAUCUCCUCGCUAACCUCGGAAACAUGGGAAUCGGCCUCCUCGGACAAACCGUCCAGACUGGUCUCGGUGAACUCCAGAACCUCCUCAACCAGGGAGUUGGAAACCUCGGAAAGCGUGAAAUCGAUCCUCGUAUCGUCAUCUCCGGACCCCUGAUCGCCAUCGGGACUGGUCUUGCCACUGGCGUCCUUACCCCACUCAUCAACCAAGGAAUCAGCGCCAUCGGCGACGCCCUCGGUGGUCUAUUUGGAAAGCGUGAUCUUAGUGCUAUUGAUGAGGCCAAGCUCCGUGACAUCUGGUCCGACAUCCUCAAUGUUAUCGGACAAGUUGCCCCAGUCGUUGUCCAAACCAUCCCAACUAUCAUCUCCGCUAUUGGCAAACGUGAUCUUGGUAUUGAUGAGGCCAAGCUCCGUGGCAUAUGGUCUGACAUCCUCAAUGUUAUCGGACAAGUUGCCCCAGUCGUCGUCCAGACUCUCCCGACCAUCAUCUCCGCUAUUGGCAAACGCGAUCUUGCACAAGCCCGUGACGCAUGGACCGAUCUCCUCGCUAACCUCGGAAACAUGGGAAUCGGCCUCCUCGGACAAACCGUCCAGACUGGUCUCGGUGAACUCCAGAACCUCCUCAACCAAAGUGUCGGAAAGCGUGACCUAACCAACACCAUCUCUACUGCUCUUCAGCCACAUAUUGAUAAUGCCGUCGCUAUUGCCGGUCAGGUUGGAAACACCAUCCAGGGCCACGUGAACAACCUGUGGAACACCGUCCAGUCCCUCGGUCAGCUCCCAGACAAGCUUCAGACCCACGUUGAUACCAUCACCGGACACGUACAGAACAUCAUCGGACACGGAACCAACGCCGUCUCCUCCAUCCAAGAUGUUGUCACUGAUAUUCUCAACCAGACCUUCCAGAACAUCGGGUCCAACGUCCAAGGAAUCGUCUCAACCGGAGGUGACGCCGUCAACACUGCCAUCAACCACGUCUCUGGAGGCGGAAACUAAGAUGCCCUUUUCGUUUUUUCUGUAUUUUCGUUUAAUUAAAAAGAUAGAUUAAAACAUUUUGGCUCGACCCAGUUUCUUCUAUUACAUGAACAUGUGCAUACAUCGGCAGACGAAAGUAAAAGAGGACAUUUAGGUACUUAUCCCCUUUUAUUGAUUAGAAAUAUAACUAAAUUGAUUAUUCUUUUGUGCUACAUGUAGAUGACUGAUGAAAAUUCGGAAUAUCCGUGAGAAC